GGACGAGCACAAGAGGGGGAAAAAACUAAUAUCAAAAAAAUAAGGCUGCCUAGUAGGGUCGCAAGGCUUGUGUUCCAAACCGAAACUAACUCGUUACCAAGGCCUCGGAAUUUAAACAAACGAGAUAACGGAUCGGCCAGGGUAUGGGACCAAUAACGGCUGCCUGAAACCACCCCGGAAGAUCAACGUUGAAAUCCUUUCCUUCCUCAAAAGUUUUUGAGCCCCAACCAUGGCAGAUCAACCCACCGUUGCACCAGCCUUGUCGACGCCAGCCGAACACCUUUUCGAGCACGUUUCUGACGAGGCUCGCGUCGACACAGGCCAGGAGUCUCACGCCACCAAUCACGAUCUAGCCGUCGUCUACGAAGUUGCCCGCACUGCCCAGGAGCUGCAUGAUGGCGGCCGACGUCGCAUCGCGCUGCAGUUCCCCGAUCAUAUGCUGCCCGAUGCCCCUGCAGUAGCGGCUCUUCUAGAGGAUGCGCUGGCGGUCCUGUGUGAUGGGGGUGAUGCUGUCGUCAAGUCUGACAAGCCUGAAGCUGCCGCAUCGAGCCAAAGCGACCCAAACCCUCAUGUUGCUGUGGCCAAAGUCUCGGAGUCCUCCAGCCAGGCUGCCACUGAUGUGCAAGGCUCAUCAUCAAAAGUCACAAAGACCACGUCCACAGGCCUCCAGAAGCAGAGGAUAUACAUCCUCGCUGACACUUCCUACAGUGCCUGCUGCGUCGAUGAGAUUGCUGCUGAGCACGUCGACGCGGAUGUGGUUGUGCACUACGGCCGAUCAUGCCUGUCCCCAACCUCUAGGCUUCCAGUCAUUCAUGUCUUCACCAAGCAUCGCCUCGACCGUCAAGCUGUCAUCAGUGAAUUCGUCAGGGAGUUCCCGGCCAUGGACAGUCGAGUGGUUCUCAUGGCUGAUGUUGCGUAUCAAGAUCACGUGGACUCGGUUGCGUCUGAUCUAAGCGCGCGUGGAUACACCAACGUGCUAACGACCUCGGCCAUACACCUCCCGUUUGGCAAGUUGCCUAAUAGGACUGCUCGAAAUUCCAGCGGAGAUAGUGUCGAAUUUGAGGGGCCAUCAGCUGCAGACCUCACCGAGUAUGACAUAUUCCACAUAUCCACUCCCCCUACCUCGCUUCUCCUCGCACUUUCAUCUCGGGUCAAGUCCCUUCGCAUUUUCCCCACCGCCGCACCCAACGCAUCGUCAUCUUCGCAUUUGUCGGAUGCACCGUCUGUGGCUCAAUUCUCCCGCCGCCUUCUCGGACGGCGCUACGCCAAGCUGCUCACCCUAUCAACGGCUGGUAUCAUUGGUAUUUUGGUCAAUACCCUUUCAGUUUCAAAUUAUCUUUCCUCUUUGGACGCGAUUCGCAAGCAGAUUGCUGCAGCGGGAAAGAAGAGCUACACGGUGGUGGUUGGUAAGCUGAACCCGGCGAAGCUCGCAAACUUUGCCGAGAUUGAUGGCUGGGUGGUUGUUGGUUGCUGGGAAAGCAGUCUGGUCGAGGAUGAUGCGUCCUUUUAUAGGCCAGCCAUUACCCCCUUUGAGCUCGAAGUCGCCCUCAUGAAGGAUGAAGAGCGGGUAUGGGGUGACAAGUGGUGGGGCGGGAUCGAAGCUAUCAAGGCACCACAAGAAGGCGUCGACACGUCUGCUGGAAAAGAGAAAUCCGCGACUGGGCCUGACGGACUUGCAUCUCCUGACGCCGAAGACGACGAUGAUGAGUCGGAACCACCAGAGUUUGACCUCCGCACAGGCAAGCUGGUAAGUCGGAGUCGCCCGAUGCGUGGCCAACGGGUUGCAAAUACCAGCACAGGGGACGAUGCUACGUUCCGUGCGCCAGUGUCUGGCCAAUUGGCGGUGCGGCAAAAAGCAGAGGUUGCGACAAUCAAUGGAGUGGUCAGCCCUGGCGCCGAGUUCCUGCGGUCUCAGAGGACCUGGACAGGCCUCGGCAGCGACUUUGAUACCGAAGAAAGAAGCACUGUGGUAGAGGAGGGACGUAGUGGCGUCGCCCGGGGCUAUACGGUUGGCAGUGAUGCUGAUCGUUCAUGAAAGUUUGAGGCACUCUUUGGCGACAAUCAGAAAAGAAACAUUACCCUAUGAAAUCUCAGCAGUGGAGGACAAUUGCGAUUCUCAGUUUUCGUCCACGAAGGUUACCACAAACACUCGAACACAUCUCGCUAUUUGAUUUAUAGAGAUUACAACAGGGCGUGGUUUGGAUUCUCACGGUUCUGGCCUGCUAUAUGCUCAACAGAAUAGCCCCAGAGAGCUGUCUCCACGGGAUCAACGCGUAGGCCACAAGAGUCCAAAGAUUGGCCAGAGGUAUCCAGAUCAGUGGUCUCACCAUAUUCAUCGUGAGAUAUACGAACCAUCUGGACCCUGCGGCGGUAUGGAUUCGUCUCGAAGAGGGUUGAGGGCUCAAGCUAGAUACCAGUGCGUGCCGAUGUGAUGAGGUAUGCGGCAUAUCCAUUGAGUUUGCUGGGAAAUAUUUCACGUCAGCCACGGGGUCGCCUUUCCUCCUCAACAGCCUCCAAUGUACAUUUUCUAUGUACUUACGAAGAUGAUGCAUGCCCACCUUUACCCACAGGACAAGAUCCUCCUGCAUGAAGCUUUCGCCGUCCAAGAAGCGCGAAAAUUCGACUGGUGGAUUGUGCACGUCCUGAUUCUGGUACGCAUGCGAGUCCAUGGCUCCUCGUCCUUCUGCCUCGUGACGUGGACGUCAUGCUCAUAUCACAGAGCCGCGUUCCUCAGGUUGCUCGAGUCGCGCAUCGUUAGCUUUCCGGUGCCUUGCGAAACGACACGGUACCCCCUGUUCUCACCGAAUUUGUUCUUGGCACCGAUGUUGACUACCAGAAGCUGCGUCGCGCUGUCGGCGUCCCAGUCUAGCGGCCCCUGCUCCUCGCCGGCGAGGAUGAAGCGUCGAAGCUGCAUCGACUUGUCCGAGGCCCCGUCAGGCCAGAGCGCGGAUGUCCACUGCAAUGGAUCCGUCCAGCGAGAAGGUGUGCGAGACGAUUCUAGUUGUAGUUGAAUAUGGUUCCCACAUGCCACCUGCCUCACGACGAACUUCACUUUCCUUGUAACGCUGGUGUACUCAUUUGUGCGUGACCUAGGGCCAUGACGCCGUCUCCGGGUCGAUUGGUAGUGGAUCGACCAGAUUAUCCUGCGAGACCGCCUCCCCUCUGAUCCAAGGUCACCCACGCAGACGUAUCAGGAAGACUGCGUUUAUCACCAUGCAGAUACGGUAACGUUUCGCUCUUGUUGGGUUCCAUAGUUUCCACGAGCACGCUGUACUUCGUCAGCCCGAAAUCAUGGAUACUCAUCCUAAUGCCAAGAGAUCGAGAGACAGGGAAAAGUCCAGCGUGAGCUAACAUAGUAUUUGACUACCUACUCGCCAGCAUCAUCCACAGAGGUGAGGUUGAGCUGCUUGCAUGCACAGAGCUGUGUUUUAAGCUAGCUACAUCAGGUACCUGUCUUGGGCCGUUUGGGCAUGGAGCCAGCAGCCUGGCAGCUGCUGUGCCUUGCAUACCCUCAAGUAAUAGACAACAGGAUAAAUGAAAUGGCAUCAUCCGUCUUGUUUUCCGAUGAACUCCCAAGGCUAAAUAGGCAAUUUCCUUUGGGACCUGCAUAUACAGCCCCUCACCCGCCCCGCCAUACAUGCAUGUGCGACCCGGAUGAAGCGUAAAUCUUGCUGUUCGCGAUUGUGCUGGAGAUAUUUAACCAUAUCAUUCUUUUUUUUGGACUAGACUUACAUCAAUCAGGGACAAUAUGAAAAAAAAAACUUGCAUGAAUACCCGGGGUACUUGUAUACCUGGUAUUGGUUGUCUGAGUGCUUAUCCUGCUUCAAAAAGCCAUUU
Pyricularia oryzae 70-15 is the source of this 3837-nucleotide messenger RNA. RefSeq names its product diphthamide biosynthesis protein 2. Gene Ontology annotation, biological process: protein histidyl modification to diphthamide. The record is from RefSeq and is a predicted model, not a curated record. Gene Ontology annotation, molecular function: 2-(3-amino-3-carboxypropyl)histidine synthase activity. Lineage: Eukaryota; Fungi; Ascomycota; Sordariomycetes; Magnaporthales; Pyriculariaceae. The transcript has a single exon. Bases 230 to 2035 code for a protein of 601 amino acids.